CUUUUGAAACGUUACAUAUUCUUAGAGACAAAACAAAUAAAAAUAUUGUCAAUUUUAUUUCAGUUUCAUGGCAAACAAAGUCGUAUGUUCAAAGGUUUUUCGUGACCUCCGUUGUAUUGCUCGGUGUCUAAACACGGCUCCGACUGUCCCACCGAUGAAUUUCACCGGCAACUAUGGUUCUACGAAUUUAACAACACCGACAUUACAACCCACAGACAAAAUAUUAGUCGAUCCUGAGAAAAAAGUGAUCAAUUUUGAUGAUGUUAAGGAGUUGUUUACGGGUGUGUCCACCUCAAAAUUGAUUAAAUCAUCGCUGACACUUCAAAUGGCAUCGAUCGAGUCUAUGGUUGACCUAGGGGUGUGGGUAAUGAAUUCUAAGUUCAUGCACAUUCCAAUAUUUAGGGAGUUAAUUCUAGGAUUUGUUAAAAGAACAUUUUAUGAACAUUUUUGUGCUGGAAAAGACUUGACAGAAGUACGAAGCACGGUUAGUAAGUUGUCAAAAGUUGGUUUAAAAGGCAUGCUUGAUUAUGGGGUGGAACAUGCCACUGAUAAUGAGUCUUGUGAUCAAAGUAUGAAGGUUUUUCUUCAGACAGCCGAAAUGACCAAGUCACUUCCAUCCUCAUCUCAGGUCAGUUUUGUUGUAGUAAAGGUAACUGCAAUUUGUACACCAAAGCUACUCAAAAGAAUGAGUGAUUUACUGAGAUGGGAACAGAAAGAUCCUUCAUUCAAUCUCCCAUGGAAGGAAAAGACACUUCCACUUUUCGCGGAAUCGAGCCCUUUUUAUCACACUUUGAAUAAACCAGAGCCUCUAAUGGUCGAUGAAGAGCGUGAUCUACAAUUAGCUCAUGAUAGACUAAUGAAAAUUUGCAAGAAAUGCUUGGAUCUUGAUGUUGAAUUACUAAUUGAUGCCGAAGAUACAGCAAUUCAACCUGCAAUCGAUUACUUUGCAUACUCUGCAGCGAUUAAGUACCACAAAGACGAUCACCCUUUGAUAUUUGGAACAAUUCAAGCUUACCUGAAAGACUCAAAGGAACGUAUGAUGAUCGCGAAAAAGGCUGCAGGGAAAAUGGGAGUUCCUAUGGGGUUUAAACUUGUAAGAGGUGCUUAUAUGUCAAGUGAAAAUGAAUUGGCUUCAAGUUUAGGUUUCAAGUCUCCAAUUCACGAUAACAUUCAACAAACACAUAAUUGCUUCAAUUCUUGCGCGGAGUUUAUGCUUGAUGAAAUUUCUAAUGGCUCUGGAGCAGUUGUUCUAGCAACUCAUAACAUUGAGUCAGGUAAACUUGCUGCAUCCAAGGCUAUAGAUUUAGGGAUCAGAAAGGAUAGUCCAAAGCUCCAAUUUGCUCAACUAUAUGGUAUGGCAGAAGGGCUUUCAUUUGGGCUGAGAAAUGCAGGAUUUCAAGUGAGUAAGUAUUUACCAUUUGGACCAGUAGAGCAAGUUAUGCCUUACCUUAUAAGAAGAGCCGAAGAAAAUAGAGGUCUGUUGUCUUCAUCAGCCUUCGACAGGCAACUCAUGAGGAAGGAGUUAAUCAGGAGAUUUGAUGUGGCGACUUCAUGAUUUUUGAGAAUUAAUGGAAGUGUAUAUGCAUAUAACUAGUGCUACGAAUAAAGCAAGGAGGCGUAUAUGAGUUUGUAACAGAGCAAUUGACGCUCAAAAAUCCUUAAUUGAUGAUUAUUUUUUUGUGUUAACGUGAUUAAAAAUCUGUCAGCAAUUACUGUAAAUAAUUCAAUGAUGUGGUAGACAUGAAUUUAAUUGGAAUCAAUUUUUUAAAUCGAGACCUUAUCAAGGAGAGACGUGCCACUAAAUAUUUGCCAACGUUUUUGACUUCGAAUAACAAGAAAAGUGAAGUGGGGCAAGCAAUGGAAUGCAUAGAUAGCCCUGUUAACAAAGAGCUACCAGUUGUUAUAGCUAGUGCCUUGUCCACUACUAUUUUUCUUUAUCUUUUUCUAGUACUAGUAUGGAAGUUUAUUACAUCUUU
Messenger RNA from Solanum dulcamara, 1976 nucleotides. Its product is annotated as proline dehydrogenase 2, mitochondrial-like. The record is from RefSeq and is a predicted model, not a curated record. NCBI's taxonomy places the organism in Eukaryota, Viridiplantae, Streptophyta, Magnoliopsida, Solanales, Solanaceae. Gene Ontology annotation, molecular function: FAD binding; proline dehydrogenase activity. The transcript is spliced from 4 exons. Gene Ontology annotation, cellular component: mitochondrion. Bases 68 to 1555 code for a protein of 495 amino acids.